CGAGGAUCACGAUCGAUAGUGAUGAAAGCUUUUUGAGAAAUCUGAUUGGUACGUGUUUUCUUUGUGAUUCGUUUGGGGAGUAAUAUCACUUCGCACAGUGGAUGCGGGAAGCCGAUGAGAACUGGAAAUCAAACACUCGGAUGAAAUGGCACAUCUACACCUGAAAUACCUCCUGGCUUUGGCCUUAGUGGAAGCAGUGUUGUCCUCUGGCGUGUUUGAGUUGAAGAUUCACUCGUUCCACACGGCGCAGCGCAUCUGCAGAAGACACAGAGAUUGCCACAUAUUUUUCAGAAUCUGCCUAAAACACCCGGAGGACGUGAUCUCAGCAGAGCCACCCUGCACCUUUGGCACUGGUCAAACCAACGUCAUCAGGGCUGAUCACACAUCCAUCUCCAGGAGCGCUCCCAUCAGGGUGCCAUUCCACUUCAAAUGGCCUGGAACAUUUUCAUUAAUCAUUGAGGCUUGGAACGCCGAAUCUCAGACAGAAUACACAGACAACCAAAACAACCUUGUAAGCCGUCUGGCGACCAGGAGAAGACUUGCUAUUGGCGAGGACUGGUCUCAGGACGUCCACUUCGGCGAACAGAGCGAACUGCGCUACUCUUACCAUGUCUUCUGCGACGAGUUCUAUUUUGGAGACAGCUGCGCUGACUACUGCAGGCCGAGAGACGACACGCUGGGCCACUACACCUGCGAUGAGGAGGGCAACCGCAUCUGUAUGGAAGGCUGGAAGGGAAACUACUGUUCUGAACCCAUCUGCUCUGCGGACUGCAGCGAACGGCACGGCUACUGUGAGGCCCCAGGGGGCUGUACGUGCCGUAUGGGCUGGCAGGGCCCCUCCUGUAAUGAAUGCGUGCGAUACCCUGGCUGCCUUCACGGGACGUGCAGCCAGCCGUGGCAGUGUAACUGUCAGGAGGGCUGGGGGGGGCUCUUCUGUGACCAGGACCUCAACUACUGCACCAACCACCGUCCCUGUGCCAACGGUGCAACCUGUACCAACACGGGCCAGGGCAGCUACACCUGCACCUGCCGCGCCGGGUUUGGAGGAACAAACUGUGAGCUGGAAACCAAUGAGUGUGACAGCAACCCCUGCAAGAAUGGAGGCAGCUGUAAUGACUUGGAGAACGACUACUCUUGCACCUGUCCUCAGGGAUUCUACGGUAAGAACUGCGAGAUCAUUGCCAUGACAUGUGCAGACGGUCCUUGUUUUAACGGUGGCACCUGCAUGGAGACGAUGACCGGAGGCUACACCUGCCGCUGUCCUCCCAGCUACACCGGCUCCAACUGUGAGAAGAAGUUGGACCGCUGCAGCAACAGGCCUUGUCUGAAUGGUGGAGAGUGUCUGGACCUCGGCCAGAGCAUCCUGUGUCGGUGUCAGCCUGGCUUCACUGGGGCCAACUGCCAGGUCAACAUCGAUGACUGUGCCUCAAGCCCCUGUCAGAACGCCGGCACCUGUCAGGACGGUGUGAAUGACUACACCUGCUCCUGCACACUGGGCUACACCGGCAAGAACUGCAGCCGUCGCUCCGAUGCCUGUGGUGCCCGUCCUUGCCAGAAUGGUGGGACCUGCUUCACCCACUUCACCGGACCUGUAUGCCAGUGCCCCAAAGGGUUCAUGGGGCCGAGCUGCGAGUUCACGCUCCAGCCCAGCUUCAAGCCGGCUUUGCGUCAAACCUCGCAGCCCUCCUCCUCCACUCUCACCAUCUCCUGCCUUCUCGCCAUCUUGGUGUUGGUUCUGGUGGCUGGUAUCGUCAUGCUGAGGAGGAGGCGGAGACUCCAGGGCAGGAAGCAGCUGAGCGACAUUGCAGUUUAUAAUGAUCUGGAGGCGGUAAACAACCUUGGAGGAAGUGAAAGAGAAGCAUUCCUCGGGCCGAACGGCCUGUUCAAGAUCAGCAACAGCGCUGCUUGCCUCGGGUUCGGUCUGAACCCGGAUGGGAGAUCUGGGUUCAGACCUAAUCCUGUGGUGGGCAGUCUGACCAGAGGGGAGCGCCAAGACUUUUUGUGGAGGGAUGACGCCGGUCUGGGUCCUGUGUCGGGGCUGAGAUGAAAUAUGUCAGAAUGUUGAGCGAAAACGUCCUCUCUGAUUUAUGCGGGACGAUCAGCACUUGUUGUUCCUCUGUGUUCAUGCCCAGAGCGGAGCAGAAAUCACGAGCUGGAGAAAACUCUGCUCAUGUUGGAGGCACAAAAACAAUAAAACGCAGGACAUCAGGAAACAAAACUCUGAACUUUCUGAUAAUUUACAAAGAUUACUGAGACCAGGGCAAAGCUCUUUCAUAUUUAAUGACUCAAAGACAGAAAUAAUUUUCAUUGGACCUACAACACAAACCAAAUACAGAACGUCACAAUAAAUGUGUUUAUUGCAUUUGUGUUUUUUUUUUUAAGAAACAUUUUUUUGUUUAAUUUUCUUUUUCAAUCUUCCUUUGACCAUUAUUUCCUUAUUGUGUGUACCAUCAUUUUUGUUGUUUAUAUUAUUUAUUUAUUUGAAAACUUCACUUUGUCAGAGAUUUACAGAUAUAUUUAUACGAUGAUGAAUGAAAUUUGACAUUUGAUGGUGAGUCUGGAUGCUUUUGGCGGACUGUGCGAUAUAUCCCAAAGAUGUUGAGGGAUGGCAGGAAUAUAAGAAGCUUUGUACACAGUUGUCCUCCUCCUACUGUUUGCUUUGUGCCAUUUUAUGUUCAUGCCAAAGUUUAUGUUCCGUUACAUUUAUUCAUCCACGUUUGAGUUUUGUCAUGUUGUGAUGUGGAAUAAAGGAUUUACACUGA
Messenger RNA from Thalassophryne amazonica, 2762 nucleotides. RefSeq names its product deltaB (gene dlb). Gene Ontology annotation, cellular component: protein-containing complex; plasma membrane. The record is from RefSeq and is a predicted model, not a curated record. Lineage: Eukaryota; Metazoa; Chordata; Actinopteri; Batrachoidiformes; Batrachoididae. Gene Ontology annotation, molecular function: calcium ion binding. The transcript has 7 exons. Gene Ontology annotation, biological process: multicellular organism development; cell communication; Notch signaling pathway. The coding region runs from base 146 to 2047 and encodes 633 amino acids.